This is a messenger RNA of Exophiala bonariae, 969 nucleotides long. RefSeq lists its product as uncharacterized. Gene Ontology annotation, molecular function: transmembrane transporter activity. The coding region runs from base 1 to 969 and encodes 322 amino acids. Gene Ontology annotation, biological process: transmembrane transport. The record is from RefSeq and is a predicted model, not a curated record. The transcript is spliced from 3 exons. Gene Ontology annotation, cellular component: membrane. NCBI's taxonomy places the organism in Eukaryota, Fungi, Ascomycota, Eurotiomycetes, Chaetothyriales, Herpotrichiellaceae.
AUGCAAUAUAUUAUCGGUUCUUGGUAUCGGAAAGAUGAGCUUGCAAAGCGAUCUUGUAUAUUUCACACCAGCGGUGCUGUCGGUAGCAUGUUUUCGGGGUACCUGAUGGCUUCGGUGCAUCAUCUUGGGGGUCGAGCAGGAUUAAAGGGAUGGCAAUGGUUAUUCGUUGUUGAUGGCAUGAUCUCUCUCCCUAUUGCAAUUGCAGGCUUCUUCAUGUUGCCAGAUGUCCCGGAGAUCACCAACGUCUGGUAUUUUUCUCCCGAAGAACGAGAGUUCGCGAAGAAACGGAUGCAACUUGAAGGUCGUGCCCAACGCGCUCCUUACACGAAAGCAAAGGUCAAGAGAAUUUUCCAAUCGUGGCAUAUUUACUUCUUGUCCGCGCUCUACGUCUGCUUCAACAACGCUGGAGGUUCACAGCCUGCUUUUGCACAAUAUCUCAAAGCUUCCAAACAUCCUAAGUAUACAAUAACCCAAAUCAACGCAUAUCCGACCGCAACUUCGGCGGUAGCAGUUAUCACGACACUGAUAUAUGCAUGGACGUCUGACAGUAUUUUCCAUGGUGCUCGAUGGCCCCCUAUCGUGUUCGGAGGUACCGUUUGCAUUGUGGCCUAUUCUAGUCUUGCAAUAUGGGAUAUACCAGUAGGUUGGCACUGGGCUUGCUAUAUCCUUACCGGCAUGGGCACUGGCAUCUCUGGUUUGUGCAUGGCAUGGGCUCAUGAAAUCUGCUCAGGAGACAACGAAGAGAGGGCAAUUGUUGUUGGGACCAUGAACGAGGCGGCAUACUUCUUCCAGGCAUGGUUGCCUCUUAUUUUCUGGCAGCAAGUUGAGGCACCGAAGUAUCACAAAGGCUUCGUUCUGUCCGCUUUUCUUGAGGCCUCAAUGAUACUGCUGGCUGUCGCCGUCAGGUAUCUUUGGGUGUGGGAACAGGCUGGCAGGGUGAGAAAGGGAGCAAAUCUCAACGCUGCUUGA